AUUUUUGUAGGGGCUAGAAAGUGUCUGCAGCGCCUCACAAUGGAGGAGAAAAAGUAGGGGACAUGCUAGCAUACAUGUACUCAUUUUGUCCCAGACUCCAGUUAGCUCGAGCUUUAGCAGCCAGAUGCAUAAUGGCCACAAAGCAAAAGUCAGGAAGAUCCUCAGGUGCACGAGGGUUAGGCAACGAGAGACACAUAGUUUGAUUCUUCUCUAGGCUUUUGCGUUUGCGGCAUGUGAAGGCGUGUCUCUGCGUUUCUUCGCUCUCAAGUGGUGGCAGCUCAGGUUGGACUUAUUUCUUAGAUGUUGCAUCUUGAGGUGUUAGAAACAUUGGUUUGAAACCUGGGACUUCCAAAUAGCCAAAAUGCUGCCCAGUCCCCACAUUCGGCGAACUAGCAUGGCUGGAGAGGCCCCCCUGCAGAUCGCUUUUCUGGACGUUGAAACCACCAUACCCUCGAAGAAGGGCGAGCAGUAUGAGCUGCUUGAGUUUGCGGCAGUCGUGCUGGCAGCGGAGGGGUUCUACGAGGUGUUCUCCUUUUCGACGCUCGUACGGCCAGCGGAUUUGACUCUCAUCACACCCAAGAGUGUUGCUUGCAACGGGAUCACGGGGGAGAAGUGCGAGGGCGCCCCUCGUUUUGCGGAGGUUGCGGAGCAGAUCUACAGGAUUCUACACGGCCGAGUAUGGGCCGGCCACAACAUCGUCAAGUUUGACAAUCUGCGGAUUCGAGAAGCAUUUCAAAAGUGCAACCAGACCGCUCCCGAGCCGCUCGGAGUGAUCGACACGCUGCCGCUGCUGCGGUCCAAGUUUGGCAUGCGGGCCGGAAACCUCAAGAUGGCGAGGCUGGGCGAGUAUUGCGGGCUUGGGAAACAGGAGCACAGGAGCCUCGAGGACUGCCGAAUGAACAUCGAGAUCCUGAAGCACUGCGCAGCGAUGCUCUUUCUGGAAGCCAACUUCGCGGACAUCUUCUCUCCCUCCACUCUGGCAGCCGUCUUGUCCUCUAGCGCAAGCUCCCCCCUCUCGUCCUCUGGCCAUGCAAAGCGGCUCGCCGAGCGCGGGCUGCCCCCCCGAAGCGGGGAGAGGACGCCGCCCGUCUCCAUCCUUCCGUCUAGCGAGGAGCCACCAUCCGAUGGCGGAGUCUCUGCCGUUCAGGCCGUCAGCACCGCCGCCUUCCUCCACGCCCUCGACAAAUCUUCCCAGACCCCCCCACAAGACGGCCGCCCCCCAACCGACGCCCUCAUCAGCAGCCUGGCCGCCCUGAGCCUCGCAGGGGGGGGUCCCGUUCCGGGGGGUUCCCAAAAUCCCCCUCGCUCGCAAAGCCCAUUCUCCGGGAUCCAUAUGGGCAGCCCAGCAGAAAGGGCCCAAAUGCCCAGCACCCCCGGAAAGGACCCCCCCGGGCCGCAACUGUCCCCUUACGGGACUGAGAUUAGGCUCGCGAAAGAUAGACUUCCACAGGUAAAAAGCGCGCCCGCGUUGCAGCGGGGGGCAUCGCUGGACAGCGGUCUGCCAGUGGCUUACGCUGCGAGGAGCCCGUCGCAAACCGGGGGGUCAGAUCCGCACUCGGAGAUCCCCCCCGAAGGGAGCGCGACACAAAACGGGGGCCAGGAUCUGCAGGGGGAAGGCCCCCCCAAGGGGGGCAGUAUGCGAACGGGGGGGUCGGACUCGCAGUGGAAGGGACCGGAGGAGGAGGAGCGGCUCCGGUUCUUGGGAGAGAACGAGAUUGCGGAUAAGGUGGUUAACUGGCUUAACCAGGUUCCGGCAGUUGACGUUUGGGCAGAACCGGAGGGACAUGGGCCGGAUCUCAGCGACUCGCCAGCUGUCGGGCGGCCAUUGGUUGGUGUAGACAAUAAGGGGCAUGCGGGGAGGGGGGACAGGUAUGAGAAGGGGGGGCCAGCUUUGCAAGGAACGGCGCCUCCCCAAGCGAAAAGCUCUGGAGCAGCCCGGCUGAAAGGGGACGAGGCCGAGCGCACCAGGACUGUGCUUGAGACCAACGGGAGUGUUACUGGGAGAGGUAGUAACACCAGGGAGGAUAUUCACACUAACGGGGGAGCUGACACUGGGGGCGAAUAUCACACGAAGGUCCUUGAGGUUGCGCGUGUAGCAGCUAACCAGGAUCUGCCGGAAGAAGAAGAGGUGCUUCGCCGGUGGUCGCACGGAUCCCGUAGCGGGAGCGCGCGAAAGUCGAUGAGCAGCGGAAACUCCGCGAACCGGUUGGCGGCGUUAGCGGAGAACGAGGAGAUCGUUGCGGACUCAAACGGGUCGAAUCGCCGGUGGUCGCUCGACUCGGGUUACCGGGACAACCCGGGGUUAGCGCGGGAGGACCACUUCCGGUACGACGACGAGGACGUGCCAGAUGGCGAGUCGCCAUUGGAGGAGCCCGAGCCGCCCGCGACCCCUGACUUCCAACCGAAGCGGAAAUUCAUAUGCUUUCCCACGCUCCAGAAACUGGUCGGAAAGAGCAAAACGGGGAGGGUUAGCACUAACCGGGAGGCUGACCGCCUGAUCAUAGCGCAUCGCGAGUCAGUUGACAGCGGGCCUGUAGGGUUCCAGUCUGCGAGGGAGAGUAGUUUGGAUCCGUUGAGUCAGUCGUAUGGUGGGUAUACAGAGGAGGCGUAUGUUACUGUGGGAUCAAGCCCUGCAAGCACGUCUACGCUAGGCCUGGAGGCGGGGAAUCGAGAUUCCGGUGCCUACCCCGAGACCUCCUUCUUCGGCCCAAACGCCGUCUUCGACCCCCUCGCAAUUCCCCUCGAGAGCCCCUCCCGCCGCUACUCCUCCGCCCACAUGGCCAUCGACCUCCCGCUCACACGGUACCCCCCCCCUCGCCGCUCCUCGUACGACCCCCCUGGCGCGGUGCCGUCCCCCGGUGUCCACGGAAACAACUCCCCCGGUUUCGCCGAGGGGGGGUUCCCCCGCGCGACCGGCGACCGCUACUUCGUCAUGCGGGCGCCCCCCCGGCACAGCCCGCCGGGGGGCUUCGCUGACGCCAGCACGGGCCUUGCUGACGUCAGCAGCUCGGGGCGGGACCGCGGCGAGUUCGCGAAGAGGGGACCGCUCGGGCACGUGUUACAGCCCCCCGACGAUUACUCUCCGGCGGAGACGCUCCGGGGGCCGUACGUCGAAACGUCGAGCAGCGACGUGGCGACGUCGUGGACCCGGGGGGAGAGCGGGGCGACCCCCAGGCGGAAAACGGGGGGAAAAGGGUCGCCGGUGUGGCCCGCGUACGCCCCCCGGGAAGUGAACGUGGACUUGCUGCACGUGGUUGAGUCGGUCCAUCAUGCAGGCCCCCCCUCCCUGACGAUCCACUUCGGCGACACCCCCCUCCGGGUGCAGGAGCACCAGAUGCGGCUGCGCUUCAGCGUCGGGGACUCGUACGCGUACGAUGCGCACGGCCGCCCGACGUUCUCCGUCGUGGGGGAGCCUUCGACGGAGCUCAAGAACUUCCUGGAGGGGUGUGACGUCAUGCUGCGUCAGCAGCUGAGCCCGCGUGUGGGGCCGGCCGUGUGGCGCCGCACGGUCGUCCAAAAGGAAGGCGAGGUGGAUUCGAUCCGUAUUCGGAUCGGCGCCCGGGGACACCAGCAGACCGCCACGUAUACCACCAAGUUCCUCCGACGGAAACGCUCCGGAAAGGGCAUCGAACGACUGCCACUUGGCGUCGUUGACCCGCUCAUUUUCCGGAGCUUCUUCCCACACGGCUGUGUAGUUGACGUGGCUUUCACGAUAGAGACGUCCUGCGUUGAGGGGUACGCGGGGUGUAGAUUAGUCGCGAGCGAACUGACCCUGGUCUAACGUAGACUGAUGACACGGUUGAGCAAACGGGAAUGACUGUGACUAAUUUUGGGGUUAACGGUGAGGGAGGUACUAACCACAGUCUGCGAGGCACCCCAGCUCCUUUAGAAACUGAUCGACAAGGAACUAACCGUGCGGAGGUGCGCAAAGGCUCCGCUUAGGGUGAGGAUUGACCCCCAGUAAAUGCCCAAAGCGUGCCGUCUUCACAAUGCAGCCCUGCCGCCUCGAUUGCCUUGACUCUGACAGCUGACGCGUCUCAGGUUGUUAGAGAGUGGCCUGCAGUUGACCUGACAAAUUCUAGGCUAGCUUGUCCAGGAUCGGACAUGGUCAUGUGACACUAACAGUCCUCUUCGGUCCUAUGGCUGGCUAACGCUGCCACGUUCUGAC
Molecule: messenger RNA, 4168 nt
Organism: Klebsormidium nitens
Lineage: Eukaryota; Viridiplantae; Streptophyta; Klebsormidiophyceae; Klebsormidiales; Klebsormidiaceae
Source: the annotation of a GenBank genome assembly